CGGUGUGGCAAGUAACGCUUAUUAUCUAUCUCCCUACCAGGACCGUUUCGGCAGACAACACUUUUGAUGUUUUUUCAUUAAAGCCACAACACCCUUUUGUUCUUCUGAGUUGCCCCCAGGGGAAAGGGAAAUCUUUUUUGGAAAAGGAAAGAAGGAAAAGAAAAAAAAAAGAACUGGUUUGGAACUAAAUUAUUGUAUUGCUAGCAGCUCGAUCCAGAGACAGAGGAGAAGGAAAGGUGUUUGGUAUACUUUGCAGCACUCUGAUCGCUCGUGUGUACGUCGUUUUGUGUCUACUUCUUUCCCCCCUUUUCGUUCCCUCACUCUGCUUUUUGGGGAGUUUAAAUUCGUCUAAUUAUGGGCACAUUUGGAUUUACUUAUUCGAUCCCAUGGUAAAGGAAUUUUUACUUGCAAACAGGAUUAACAGCCCUCUGAAGGGAAAGGGUAAAGGACAGAGGCAAAGAAAAAAAAGGCAUUCUUAUUUUUCUUUAGCCAAAGAAUACAUCCUCGAAAAGGUGAGCUACCCCAGAACUACUUUGUGCCUGCCACUAGUGCAAAUGACAGUGAGAUAUCUAGUGAUGCCCUUACCGAUGACACAAUGUCGAUGGCUGACAGCAGUGCGGAAAGCAUUCCUCCUUAUCGAGGCAAAAAGCAGCAACAACGAGAAAUCCACAGAAGUGUGAGCGCCAAUGGGCACAUCACAUUGCCUUUUGUGCCAAGAACACAAUGUCCCCCUCCAGGGAUGAUACCCUUGAAACCAGCAGAAUUUGCAGCCAAGUUGAUUGCGGCUUUGGAGAAAGUGAAGAGGCAGAGGGAAGCAGAAGAUGAAUUGGAAGAGCGACUUCGACGUCUUAAGGAGGAUGAAGACAGAGGAGGAUGGGAACCAGCUGUCAAUUCUCAUCAACAGCAGUUGCUACCUCAGCAUGAUCUUCCACCUGCACAUGCGUCCACAAACGUUGAUGAUGACCCUCAGUCCAUCCUAGACAAUCACCUUUCAAGAGUGUUGAAGACACCAGCUGUCCGAUCACCAGGAUCUCAGUCACCAGAUGGCCAGAGGAAGGUCAAAGGGCAUGGUCAGAUAUCUUUGAAUCCUCUCCCAAAGGUUUUGAAUGCAUUGUCAUGCUCAUGCGGUGAACGAAGUCGGUGCCCAGGCUGCUUGGAGCUCCAAGAAACUGGUCUAAAACCUUCAGCAUAUCAUUCAAGCAGCACCUUGGGAUCCAGAAGUGGUCGUAAGGGAGAUAUGUCAGUGCAGCACAAAGCUAAAGAAGAGUCAUAUGGUGCACUUUCAGUGCCCAGUGUAAGUGAAGUGGAACGUAGCCACAAUAUCUUGCAGUGGGUGAUGGAAAGUGCCAGAAUGUCAAAGAAGCACUAUAAGGAUCCCUUGAGUAGCCCAGAUGUGGUGAAGAAGGUUUCCCAUCGAAGUCUAAACCAGCCAGCCCAUCCUUUCCUUCAGGACCCAUCCAUGCCUCCCAUGGCUGCUCCAGAUACCCUUGUCCAGCUAGAAGAGGCGCGUCGCCGUUUGUUGGAAGAAAAGGCCACCAAAAUGCAAAAACCAAGAUGUUUACAGUCUACAACACCAAAAGAUAGAAGUCGAGGGCAUGAAGGAGCUUUGCCAGUCUCUGGAAAUAGAACCCAGGAAGAGCACAAACCAAAGAAAACUGAUUCAGAUGGCUGCCUGGCAAUAGCAUACUACUUCUGUGGUGAACCAAUCCCCUACAAAAUCCGAACAAAGGAACAGAAACUAACGCUGGGAGAAUUCAAACAACUACUCAGCAAGAAAGGCAGUUACAAGUACUACUUUAAGAAGACAAGUCAUGACUUAGACUGUCCAGCUGUUUAUCAGGAAGUUUCUGAGGACAGUGAUGAACUUCCGUUGUAUGAGGACAAAGUGAUAUGCAAAGUAGAACGUGCCUGUUAAUGUGGAGAAAACAUGGUCACUUCCUCCUCAAGUCUUAAUUUGGUGGGGCCAGUGUCGUUCAUAAGGAUCUGGGCCAACAAGAAACUGGUGCUUGUCUUCUUGAUGUUUUGCCCACAGUCUUUUUAUUUUUUUUUUUACAUCUAUAUGACCAUGUUGCUCAAAGGCUUUGGUGCUACUGGAAAAUGUUUACGAUUAUUGAGAUGUUUCAAAGUACUGAGUGACUGUCUUAGCAGAUGGGAAAGUUAUUUGUUUCAGAAGAGGAUAAAGCCCACAUAUUGGACCAUUCAAGAGAGGUGUAACCAUCCAGAAUUAGAAACCCUGGACUGUGACUGGUGAAUGUUUUAUAUGUUUUUGUUUCCUGUUGUACAGGAAGGAAGUCAGUAAAAAUGUUAGUGGCAUGUGAAGAAAGUGUGAAAAAGAGUAAGUGAAGAAGAUAUUUUGUAAGAUUUAGUUAUUUAAUUGAAGGUAAAAAGUACGUCUGUUGAGCUGUUGGGAAUGUUGCAAAGGAAAUUAUUAGGACUUGUUGAAAAAGAAAGCAUAUGUUCAGAUUGAUUUAUGGUGCUUUUGUAGGAGAGUCAGAAAGUGGGAGGAGCCGUGAGGGGCCAGAAAGUAGAAGGAGCCAUGAAAGUGCCACUAGAAAUUGCAUUUGCACAGUCAUUUUUGGUAUUUUGGAGUAACAAAACGUUUUUUUUCCCAGUUAUCUAUCUCUGUAUACAAAAAGAUGCUGCAACACCUACAGAGUGGUGGCACGGCAACCCCCUUCCUUAAUGACAGGCUGAUGUGGGGUGCAGAACUCCCAACUUAAUUGCUGUAGUGUAUACUGCGUAACUUGGCUAACCACUUGAGUACAGAUUAAAUUGUUAAAUUGAGUUUUCCUCCAGUCUUUAGUGACUGGGCCUGGUAAAAUACAGAUGAUUUUCUGUCACUUGAGAAGAUCACUGAGCACCCCCCCCCCCCAAAAAAAAAGAAAGUUCCCAUGAGUCUCUGUGAGAAACAUGACUGUGUGAGUUACCUAGUAUUUAAAACCUCCACCAUGCAGAAAAAUGUUUACUUGAAGCUAUCUAUGCAACACAAAUAAAUAACCUAAAUAUUAGUAUGCCUUCAUACGUGAAGAAGUCUGGGCUGUGUGAUUUACCCAACAAUCUGAAUAGUGAAUUAAGAUGUUUAAAGUUUCAAAGGUGUUGACAUACAGUUAGUAAACACCAGACAAAUAUGUCUUAACAUAUUUGUUUCUGUGGAAUAUUCUGCUGCCUUGACUGGUAUACCAAUGAUUUGUGCACAAUUUUGGUAUUAAAAGAACAGCAGCUAUUUGAGGUCCAGAAUUUGAUUCUUAACAUCAUCUCAUAAAUUGUGACUUGGAAAUUCUGUAGUUUGUUCAUGCCAUCAACUCAUGCCAUUUCAUCUUUGUCUCUUUGUGUUUUGGCUGACACACCAUCUUCUUUCCUAACUCAGUGGUUUGUUCUUAAUUCUGCAUAGGACUAAUGACUGUUAUGAGAGCCUUAUGCAUUUUAUGUUAAUGACAAGUUGCUAUGUAAAAUUAGUGCUUCCCUUCCCUACACUGCUAAAGUGGUUCCUCCAAACUUUGAACAACUUUUACUCGUAUCUCUGUAAGAUGUGACUUCGGAAAUUGUCAUACAUUUUAGGAGUCACAGUUACCACCAGCAGACUAUGUUUUACUGGUAUCUUUGUGGGCAUGGGACAUCUGGGCAUGUUGGGUACAGCAGUUAACCCAUUUCUGAAGGUGAAAUGUCAUAUGUUGGAUUAGAUCAUCAUCAUUAUGAUCAGUUUCACUGUUUUAUACUUGGAGAUUUGUUUUUAACAAUUAUUCAGUAUUUUGAAAGGUCACCCCAUCUUUUCUCAGCAUGGCAGGAAUGAAUAAUAGUAUGCAGUACAAUAGUAGUUGUUUGUUUUGUUUUGUUUUUUUGUUUUUAAGCAGUCAUGUGCAAGCAAGAGUCACUGCUUGGUGUAGCUCUUACAUUAUGGACUUCCUUGACUCUGACAGGCCACAGGAUGACACCUUCAAAAUAACGUGUUUGCCUUUAUGCAAGAACUUGUCUAUGCAAAAAAAGGAGCAUAUUGUAAUGGAGAAUGCAAGGUUAUUUAAUACAUGGCAAAUUACUUUCAUGAUUUUUUUUUACAUGCAGUUAUCAUCCCAAAUGUCUCUUUUCUUUCCCCCUCAUUGAUUAGUGGGCAUUAUCCUUUCCCAUCUCAUGGUUCGUAUGACAUAUGUCCAUGUUGUAAUGCUUAAUGGUUAAUUGGGGACACAUUUCAUCCACAUAUCAUUGUUGUAGGAGUGUCACCAAGUCCUCUUGACCUGUAGCUUGGACUGAAUUGUAUUAUAUGAGAUAAAAUUCCAUCAACAUUAACCUUGUAUUUCACUGUUACGUUUGAUGGCCAUCUGGUGAAAUAUAAAUAUAUUUACAUUUGGUUUGCAUUUGCAAACCGUGAAAUAUAAAAUCACUACAGUUAAGUGAUCCCUUUAUGAUAAUCUCAUGAGAAUUUCAAGUUAGUUUUUAGUACCGUAUUCUUUACUAUAACUGGUAAACUGAUUGGAUUAAAGACAACAUUUUUGCUUUUUAAUAGCAAAACAGUUAACAUUGUCUUUUUUGUUUAGGUCAGGUGGUUCAAUCUCAAGAUCUGGUUGCCUCUUGCCAUAUAAGCUGUUCCCUUUUGUGUUUAAUAAUUAUCCCAGUAAUGUGUAGGUUAUAAAUUACAUUUGCAAGUGGAAUUAGAACCACUGGGAAACAAACUGACAAAUUUGUGUAUUGCUGAAUGGUUCAAUAAGAAUAUUUUUUUAUUGAGAUCUGGUGUACAUGGCUGUCACAUUGUAUGUUUUUUUUUUUCUAAUGAGAGGAGUAAUUAAAAUGGAUGGAUGAUGAGUAUUAGAAAAUGUUACCUCUUAGGAGUCCAGAUGUUAUGCCAAGUAGUUGAUGGUGCAUCGUUUGUUAUUUUGGAGUUGAGCUGUAGAUCCUGUGCAGCAUCCAAAUCUAGGUUACAGUCAUGAACCGCUUCCCCCUCAGAGACUGUUGUCUCUGAUUCUUUGUGCCUGUUGCUGAGUAACAAUGUGCCGAUAGUUUGCAGAAUAUAACACAAGAACUAGUCCUAGUAGCAACUUUUGUGGCACAUAAAAUGUAGGUUCAUAGGUUAGCUUUGCUUGCAGGCCUUUUUUGAAGUGAGCUGUUUUCCCUUCAGAGGUGGGAAUCAAACCAUGCACCUUGUAUCUGUAAGGAAAAUGAGCAUGUAUUCUUUGAAGUGCUGUUCUUAAGUCUCUCCAUUUUUUGUGUGCCACAUAAGAUGCUACAGGGCUUCACUGUUUUGGCACCAGUUGUACCAUUAAGUACCACAUCUAGUAAUAAGAAUAACCAGUUCUGUUGACCACAGACAAUCCUAUGAAGAGUCUUGUAGUGCAAGAAAAUGUGCAGGUUCUGCAUAGGAGUACCCUUGCAUGGAAUACACCAUUGUGACAAGGGCAAAAUAAAGCCAUAUUUUGUAUUGCUCUGUUUUAAGGGCUUAUGUGCUUCCCUUUUAUAUUUUUGUAAGAGGGUCAUAUAUGUAUGUGUAUGUGUAAAUGUAUGUAUAUAUAUAUAUAAAUAUAUAUGUAUAUAUAAUAUAGUAUUCCUCAGCAUUGCUUUGAUCUGUCUUUUUAUCUAAGGAUCUAAGUUGCUUUGUAUAUUUCAGAGAUUUUUAUGAAAAAGUUAUCAUUGUAACAGAAACUGUAUUAUACAAAGUGCUGAAAUAAAGUUAUAUUUUUCACUCUG
Molecule: messenger RNA, 5673 nt
Organism: Protopterus annectens (West African lungfish)
Lineage: Eukaryota; Metazoa; Chordata; Ceratodontiformes; Protopteridae
Product: axin-related protein-like
Biological process (GO): negative regulation of canonical Wnt signaling pathway
Source: RefSeq, a predicted model, not a curated record